Chelonoidis abingdonii (Abingdon island giant tortoise) is the source of this 494-nucleotide messenger RNA. NCBI's taxonomy places the organism in Eukaryota, Metazoa, Chordata, Testudines, Testudinidae. The record is from RefSeq and is a predicted model, not a curated record.
GAUUUUUCUUGUAGAGGAAGCCCACAUGUGAAGGGGACACCACGUUAUAAGGAAGAGCAGUGUGCUCCUUUGUUAAAUCUAGAGAUGAAGAAAGUGCUGGAUUUGCAAGCAUCUAUCACCAGUUUGCAGUCCAUGCUGGAGGAUCUACUGGUUGCUACUGCUGAUGGAUUGCUCCACCUUAUUCACUGGGAUGGCAUGACAAAUGGAAGGAAGGCCAUCAACCUAUCUACAGUACCAUUUUCUGUGGACCUGCAGUCUUCUCGAGCAGGUUCAUUCUUGGGCUUUGAAGAUAUACACAUUAGAGAUAUGGAAUAUUGUGCCACACUUGAUGGGUUUGCUGCUGUUUUUAAUGAUGGCAGAGUUGGUUUCAUUACCCCAAUAUCAAGUAGAUUCACUGCUGAGCAGCUCCGUGGUGUUUGGGCACAAGAUGUUUGUGAUGGAACUUGUGUGGCAGUAAAUAACAAAUACAGAUUAAUGGCAUUUGGAUGUGCCAA